UGGAGAGACUCCCCCCACCCCCUCCCUCCUCCCCCGAGCGAGAACGACCCAGUGCGCAUGCGCGGAAUAUUCGAUCACUGGCGGUGGAGCUAACGGCUAAGCACAAGCCAACAUGGAGAGGAAAGUUUUGGCAAUCCAGGCGAGGAAGAAGAGGGCGAAAGCGAAGAAGACCAGCAAAAAGCAACAGCCAGCCAAUCCCAGAGCUCGACAGCAGCCCCAGCACGAAGCGUCGCCUCAGGACCCCGAGGAACCGGAGGAGAUUCUCGGCUCUGAUGAUGAGGAGCAGGAGGAUCCUAAUGACUACUGCAAAGGUGGCUACCACCACGUGAAAGUAGGCGACCUUUACAACGGAAAAUACCAUGUGAUCCGGAAACUGGGCUGGGGACACUUCUCUACCGUUUGGCUCGCCUGGGACAUCCAGGUGAAGAGGUUUGUUGCAAUGAAGGUGGUGAAGAGUGCAGAGCACUACACGGAGACGGCAGUGGAUGAGAUCAAACUCCUCAGAUCUGUAAGGAACUCAGGCCCCAAUGACCCCAACCGUGAGAUGGUGGUGCAGCUGCUAGAUGACUUCAAAAUCUCUGGUGUCAAUGGAACUCAUGUCUGUAUGGUGUUCGAGGUGUUGGGGCAUCACUUAUUGAAGUGGAUAAUAAAGUCAAAUUACCAAGGGUUGCCACUGCCAUGCGUGAAAAGCAUCAUAAGACAGGUUCUCCAAGGCCUGGACUACCUGCACACUAAGUGUGAGAUAAUCCACACAGACAUCAAGCCAGAGAACAUCCUGAUGAGUGUUGAUGAGCCUUACGUGCGGAAGCUCGCAGCCGAGGCCACAGAGUGGCAGAAGGCCGGGGCUCCACCUCCCUCUGGUUCAGCAAUAAGCACAGCACCUGCUCCAAAACAGACAGUAAAAAUGUCAAAAAACAAGAAGAAGAAAUUGAAAAAGAAGCAGAAGCGCCAAGCGGAACUGUUGGAAAAGUGCAUCAUGGACCUGGAGAAAAUGGACAAGACCACAGAGACACGAGAGGAGGAAGACGAUGAAGAUGAAGAUCCACAGUCUCCGAAGGGACGAGUAUGUGCUCCUCUCCGACAGGUGUCUCUUCAGGAACUAGAAAACGAUGACACGGGGGAGAGCAGUGUGCAUGCCGAUCUCCUGAGGGUGGGACCAGAGGGGCUGUCGGAGAUGAACUGUAAUGGCCAUGUGGAGGUGGAGCAGAGACAGUCCCAGUGGAGAGACGAGGACCAACACAACGGCAACGCAGCCGCCGCAGAGAAAUGUGCCAGUGACGAGGAGCAACACAAGGAGUCCCCUGUCCACCACGUCUCCAACGGCGUGGACUCUGCCGAUCCCAACGAGCUGGACACUGAGACUGAAGUCCGGGGCGCUCACAGCAGCGUAGUUACCGAAAUACACUUUCCCACUGGGCUGGAGGACGGAGAGCUGGAGCAAAGCAUUUUGCAGGACGAGGUGGAGGAUGGGCCUGACUGUCCAUUUGGGACCCAGGAAAGCCUGAGAAACGGCAAGCUAACAGCAGGAGCCCUGCUAGUUAACCCCCUUGAGCCACUCAAUGCUGACAAGAUCAAGGUCAAGAUUGCAGACUUGGGAAAUGCCUGCUGGGUGAACAAGCACUUUACGGAAGACAUACAGACACGGCAGUACCGGUCCUUAGAAGUGUUGAUUGGUGCUGGAUACAGCACACCGGCCGAUAUAUGGAGCACAGCCUGCAUGGCCUUUGAGCUCUCCACAGGGGACUAUUUGUUCGAACCACAUUCUGGGGAGGAUUAUUCAAGAGAUGAAGACCAUAUAGCGCUGAUCAUUGAGCUGCUGGGGAGUGUCCCACGCAAACUCAUAGUGACUGGCAAAUAUUCCAAGGAUUUUUUCACCAAAAAAGGUGACCUGAAACACAUCACAAAGCUGAAGCCGUGGGGUUUGCUGGAGGUGCUGGUCGACAAGUACGAGUGGCCUCGCGAAGAGGCCGACUGCUUCACCGACUUCCUGCUUCCCAUGCUGGAGCUGAUCCCCGAGAAGAGAGCCACUGCAGCAGACUGCUUGCGCCACCCGUGGCUCGCCCUCUAGUGGACACCUGCGGCCCAUGCACCUCCCACUCCCACCCUCACUCCCUCCCUCUUCCAGAGACUGCAACAGAUCACUUUCCAGAUUGGGCAUAUCAGAUGAAUAUUUAUUUAUUUUUUUUGUUUUUGUCUCAUGUUUUUGUUAUCGAGCUAAUGCCUCUAUGUAUGUUUGCUUUGUAUUUGUCGGUUCUUCUCUUGGUGCGAUGACGUCAGGAAUCCAGUGGAUUGUAUUUCUUUGUGGUUAUGUUGGCUCCCGACUGCUGUGCUCUGUUCACCCAUCCAGCUAAGCAAACCUGUUAUUGUACUGCUAGUGACUCAUCCUUGUUUGUUACACUCCUGCACUAAAACCCAAACAAACCAAGGAUAUGUAGCUUUUAUUGGUCAUCUUGUCCCCUCGGAAAAAGGACUUACUAUCACCUUCUUUCCUCAUUAGUGCUGUGUUCCUUUUUUAUGAAUUACUUUAUCUCCUAUUACACAUGUAAGGUAUACAUUUUGUACUUGUAAAGUAGGUGUAGGAAGUUGCACACUGGGCUGACAUUUACACUGACUGCGGUAAUGUUCACAGCAUUUUCUCCAGACAGACUAGUUUCCAACGUUUGAGAAAGUAGGUCAUAUUAUUUAGCCAUAACAAAUCUGUUAUCACCUGGUGUUUAACGUGUUGAGUUAAUUAUAGAAAAUGAGAUCAUUCAUUCUCAUGGGAGGCUGGUAUUCUCAUACACACCUAUUGCAAUUCAGGAAUAUAGUGUUUUAAAGGUUGCAACAAAUACAACAUUUUAAGAAGCCCAAUUUAAAGGAAAAGAAUAAGUGAAAAUAAACUGUAUAUAUCUGUACCAAAGAGUUUGCCUUUAUGUAUAUUACAGUUAUGUACAGUUUCUAACAAAUCUUAUAUCUUAGCUAAAGUAAUUUAGCUGGGUAGCUGUGUUUUAUUAAAAGCGUAUGGAAGAUGUGUUUGAGCUCAGUAUGUGUGGCCAGCCGUUCAACUACGACUCUGUUUUUACCAUAGACCAUGGCGAGAUCUGACAUCAUGUCAUUGUGUCUCGAGAUUGAUCAUAUCAGAGUAACCCAUGUAUCUGUUGAGGCCUAGAAACAAAAUUCACAUCAGUGUCAGAUUCAAGAGCUUAGACUUUGUGUGAGCUCUCGACUCACCGAACCGUACAACACGUCAUACAAUAAAACCGCUGUUCAUACAAUGCAAAA
Scophthalmus maximus (turbot) is the source of this 3261-nucleotide messenger RNA. It is a transcript of the gene srpk1a, whose product is annotated as SRSF protein kinase 1a. The coding region runs from base 113 to 2068 and encodes 651 amino acids. Gene Ontology annotation, biological process: spliceosomal complex assembly; regulation of mRNA processing; protein phosphorylation. The record is from RefSeq and is a predicted model, not a curated record. The transcript has 16 exons. Gene Ontology annotation, molecular function: protein kinase activity; ATP binding. NCBI's taxonomy places the organism in Eukaryota, Metazoa, Chordata, Actinopteri, Pleuronectiformes, Scophthalmidae.